UGUCACGCUCCACAGCCACAGUGCCCACCAGCUCGCCGGCGGCUUCACAGCUUGCGCACUCACAGUCACAGGUAAUAGGCUAAGUUCAGAAAUGGGGAGCAUCGAGGUGUCCAAGCCGCCGUCGAAGCGCCUGUCCCCGAAGCGCAGCAACAGCAGCAGCAGCAGCAGCUUCAAGCUGAGCCUGCCGGGCCUGUUCUGCGGCCAGUGCAAGGCCACCGCGGCCUCGUCGCCGCCGGACUCCCCAACGGCCGGCGGCGCUGGCGCGCGGUCGCUGUCGUCGUCCUCAGCGUCCGCGUCGGCCUCGUCGUCCUCUGCUGGCACGUCCCGCGGGCGCAGGCGCGACCGCAUGGCGGAGCUCCGCGAGAUUUUCCGCCACUUCGACCGCGACAUGGACGGGCGCAUCUCCGGCGCGGAGCUGCGCGAGUUCUUCGCGUCCAUGGGCGACGACGGCGGCAGCCUGGCGCUGCUGGGGCUCAACAAGCAGGACGGAGGGGCGGGGGAACACCUGAUGACGCUGGGGUUCGACGACUUCGUGCGCAUCGUGGAGAGCAAAGGCGGGGAGGAGGAGGAGCGCGAGGACCUCCGCCGCGCCUUCGAGGCGUUCGAGGCCGUCAAGGGGUCCGGCCGGAUCACGCCGCGCGGCCUGCAGCGCGUGCUCAGCCAGCUCGGCGACGAGCCGUCCGUUGCCGAGUGCGAGGCCAUGAUCCGCGCCUACGACGACGACGGCGACGGCGAGCUCGACUUCCACGACUUCCACCGCAUGAUGAGCCAGGACUAGCCAGCUGGCUAGCUAGUCGCCUAGUCCGGUCGUUUCAUGUCCUGUGAACUGUGAUUCCCGUCACUUGCUAGCCACCGUCACGAAUAUUUCAUUUUCAUUUAGCUAGGUUUUUUUUUUCGCAUUGCCUUCGGUUCGUGUACCUGUAACCUGUGUGUACUUGUGUUUGUUGGUGGGUGAGCGUGUGCGCAUACGGCGGGCACGUGCAUACGUGGCUUGACUUCCUGGUGUGCCUAUGUGCGUGCGUCGGAGUCUGAUUAUAUCUGUGCGUUCCAGAGACAGUGAUCUCAUGACUCAUGUAAUAUAAAAUCUAUGUGCGGUUUCUAGACUAAA
Sorghum bicolor (sorghum) is the source of this 1108-nucleotide messenger RNA. Its product is annotated as probable calcium-binding protein CML41. The coding region runs from base 92 to 778 and encodes 228 amino acids. NCBI's taxonomy places the organism in Eukaryota, Viridiplantae, Streptophyta, Magnoliopsida, Poales, Poaceae. The transcript has a single exon. Gene Ontology annotation, molecular function: calcium ion binding; enzyme regulator activity. The record is from RefSeq and is a predicted model, not a curated record.